This is a messenger RNA of Pongo pygmaeus (Bornean orangutan), 1329 nucleotides long. It is a transcript of the gene CRIPT, whose product is annotated as CXXC repeat containing interactor of PDZ3 domain. The coding region runs from base 192 to 497 and encodes 101 amino acids. The transcript has 5 exons. Gene Ontology annotation, cellular component: dendrite. NCBI's taxonomy places the organism in Eukaryota, Metazoa, Chordata, Mammalia, Primates, Hominidae. Gene Ontology annotation, biological process: cytoplasmic microtubule organization. The record is from RefSeq and is a predicted model, not a curated record. Gene Ontology annotation, molecular function: microtubule binding; PDZ domain binding.
AGUCGCAGAAAGGGAGGGGCGGGCAAAUGGGGCAGCGGCUUUCCAGGUUUGGGGUAGGUGGGAGCAUGGGCUUAGAAGCCGGAAGUGGGUUGACGUAGCCCGGAAGGGGAAUACUUCCAAGUUGUAGUGUUGAUGUUUUCAGCCUGCUGCUGCUGCUGCUGUUGCGGCUAGGGGAACCGUCGUGGGGAAGGAUGGUGUGCGAAAAAUGUGAAAAGAAACUUGGUACUGUUAUCACUCCAGAUACGUGGAAAGAUGGUGCUAGGAAUACCACAGAAAGUGGUGGAAGAAAGCUGAAUGAAAAUAAAGCUUUGACUUCAAAAAAAGCAAGAUUUGAUCCAUAUGGAAAGAAUAAGUUCUCCACUUGCAGAAUUUGUAAAAGUUCUGUGCACCAACCAGGUUCUCAUUACUGCCAGGGCUGUGCCUACAAAAAAGGCAUCUGUGCGAUGUGUGGAAAAAAGGUUUUGGAUACCAAAAACUACAAGCAAACAUCUGUCUAGAUGUAUUGGUGGAAUUUCUGGCUUUCUAAAUGAUUUUACUUUCUGCCUUGAAUUUUCAAGGCAUAGAUGUCAACUUAUAGUAUAACAUUUUAAGACGAUUAAGUAUAAACCAGAGAAUUUGAUUGUUAUUCAUUUUGCUCUCAUGUUCUAAACAGCAACAGUGUAACUAGUCUUUUGCUGUAAAUGGUUAUUUUCCUUAUAAGCAUUUUAAGAACUAAGUGGCAAAUUCCAUGAAAAUAUUUCUCAGUUCUGUAUGCACUUUUAUUUAACAUUAUUCGUAUAAUUCUCCCCCCCCCCACUUUAUUUAUAGAUACUGCAAAAGUAAGAAGAUAAUAGAUAUUUUGCUCUGAAUUUGGCAUCCAGAUUUAACAUUUCUCCCCUCACUCUCUUACUGGUGUCAUAGUUAUUAGAAUCAGCAGCCUGUUAACUAAUUGCAGUUUCAUAGGAUAUAUAAAUGUUUCAAGCCAUUAUUGCUGAAUGGUUCUUUAGUUAUUAACCUAGACCCAAAUCAAAGACCAGUUGGAUUUACGAUAUUGUUUAUUUGUUCUUGCAGCCAAAGUGCCAGUUCCUUUAAUAUGUGACCAAGAACACAAGGAGCAUCCAUAUGUCCAAAUAAAUACACUGAAUUUUAGAAAAACAUAUUACUUUGAAUUCAAAUUGUCGUGAAAACCAGAACAGUGUUUGUCCAUGUUGCAUGUAAUGAAAAUAAAUCCCUACUCUGAGAAAAGCUCUUUGAAGCAAAAACCAAACUUUUUUUUUUUUUUUUUUACCUCCUGUCUUGCCCCCUGAAAGAAAUAAAUAAAGCAAACAUCUUGACUCUCCCUUUUUAAAA